AUGCGGUGGUUUGAUGUGCAGCAUAAGACAGAGGAUAUACUUAAUAAUUUAAAUAAAGAAGGGAUUAAAGUUAAUGCUGUUGUCACAGAUUGCGCAUCUCAAUAUGAAGCAGCAAGAAAUUCAAACAAAUUUUCAACUGUUGCGGAGCAAGCUAUUCAUCUUGUAUCUUUUUUUAACCGAUCAACUUUUUUUUUAGGUCGUCUUCGUUCAGAACAACUAGCUUUAUAUAAAUCUUAUGUUUCUUUUGUGUUGCCAAAUUCAACAAAGAUAGAAGAAGGCAAUGAUGAAGAUUUUAAUAACUUUCCUGAAAUUCUUCUUACUUAUAUUUCAAACAAUGAAUGGUGGAAUAACCUUAUGCAAUUAAAAACUCUUCUCGAACUAUAUAUGGCAUCAUUGAACAAGCUUCAGCGAGAUAAGGGUCGCCUUUCUGAUGUUUUGCAUAGUUUCGGCUGGGUAUGUCAAGUGAUUAAAAAUCUUUCUGAUGGCGCUCUUAGAGAUUAUUUAAUCACAAAAUUAGAAAAGCGAUGCCAACUAAGAUCAAAACUUACCCGUUCACGAAACAUUGCAGCUAUUGACAAAUCAUUAAAGAUAUAUAAACAAAACAUUGCAAUUCCGGUUGAAGAAAAUGAUGAACAAACGAGUUUAGAUGAAGACACAGAAGAAGAGCAAUUAAUUAGUCUAUCAGAAAAUGAUAUGGAUUUAGAAAAUCCUGGAAAGCAAAUUCAGACGAAUAAUGCAAUUGUAAAUCAAUGGGUUAGUCUAAAUGAAGAGAAGGAAGUUGAAGAUGACUUAAAUGAAUCAGAAAGUCUGUCUGAAUUAUAUUUUGAUGAAGUAGAAUUUCAUCCUGUGGAUGACUUUACAGCCAAGUGGAAGCUAGCAGAUCUUUUUGUAGAUUCACUAGUACAACCUGCUCAUAUUAAUUUACUUUUGGGUGACUAA
Messenger RNA from Racocetra fulgida, 939 nucleotides. NCBI's taxonomy places the organism in Eukaryota, Fungi, Glomeromycota, Glomeromycetes, Diversisporales, Gigasporaceae. The record is from the annotation of a GenBank genome assembly.